Molecule: messenger RNA, 2306 nt
Organism: Arvicola amphibius (Eurasian water vole)
Lineage: Eukaryota; Metazoa; Chordata; Mammalia; Rodentia; Cricetidae
Gene: Usp30
Product: ubiquitin specific peptidase 30
Exons: 13
Coding region: 123-1670 (515 amino acids)
Biological process (GO): protein deubiquitination
Cellular component (GO): cytosol; nucleus
Molecular function (GO): cysteine-type endopeptidase activity; cysteine-type deubiquitinase activity
Source: RefSeq, a predicted model, not a curated record
UGCCCAGACGGGGUAGCUACUGCGGGUUCCGCCGCCUAGGGAACGUCGCGCACUGGGAUCCUCAUUACGCUGCUGCGGGCGGGGGGCGGCGGCGGUCGGUGGUGGUGGUGGCUGCGGCCGUGAUGCUGAGUUCCCGGGCGCAGGCGGCGAGGACGGCGGCCGACAAGGCCCUCCAGCGCUUCCUGCGCACCGGGGCGGCCGUCAGAUAUAAAGUCAUGAAGAACUGGGGAGUGAUAGGCGGAAUUGCAGCUGCUCUUGCAGCAGGAAUAUAUGUUAUUUGGGGUCCCAUUACAGAAAGGAAGAAGCGGAGAAAAGGGCUGGUGCCUGGGCUUGUCAAUUUAGGGAACACCUGCUUCAUGAACUCGCUGCUACAGGGAUUGUCUGCCUGCCCCGCCUUCGUCAAGUGGCUGGAAGAAUUUACCACCCAGUACUCCAGGGACCAGCAGGGACCACAUACACACCAGUGCCUGUCCUUGACACUGCUGAACCUCCUGAAAGCUUUGUCCUGCCAAGAAGUCACCGAGGAUGAGGUCUUGGAUGCAAGCUGCCUUCUGGAUGUCUUGAGAAUGUACAGGUGGCAGAUCUCUUCCUUUGAAGAACAGGAUGCCCACGAGUUAUUCCAUGUUAUCACCUCAUCACUGGAAGACGAGCGGGACCGCCAGCCUCGCGUCACUCAUUUGUUCGAUGUCCAUUCCCUGGAGCAGUCAGACUUGACUCCCAGACAAGUCACCUGCCACACAAGAGGGUCUCCUCACCCCACGUCCAAUCACUGGAAGUCUCAACACCCUUUCCAUGGAAGACUCACUAGUAACAUGGUGUGCAAACACUGUGAGCACCAGAGUCCUGUUCGAUUUGAUACCUUUGACAGUCUUUCCCUCAGUAUUCCAGCUGCCACUUGGGGACACCCACUGACCCUGGACCACUGCCUUCAUCAUUUCAUCUCCUCUGAGUCAGUGCGGGACGUUGUGUGUGACAACUGCACAAAGAUUGAAGCAAAAGGAACACUGAAUGGGGAAAAGGUGGAACACCAGAGGACCACUUUUGUUAAACAGUUGAAGCUAGGCAAGCUGCCCCAGUGCCUCUGUAUCCAUCUCCAGCGGCUCAGCUGGUCCAGCCAUGGCACGCCCUUGAAGCGGCACGAGCACGUGCAGUUUAACGAGUUCCUAAUGAUGGACUUCUACAAGUACCGCCUCCUGGGACACAAACCCAGUCAGCAUGGCCCCAAAGCCAGUGAGAACCUAGGGUCUGCCCUGGAACUACAGGACACACAAGCGGCCCCGAAGCCAGGUCUGAGUCAGCCAGGAGCCAAGACACAGAUUUUUAUGAAUGGCGCCUGCUCGCCAUCUUUGUUGCCAGCCCUGCCUUCCCCGAUGGCCUUCUCUCUGCCGGUGGUUCCUGACUACAGCUCCUCCACAUACCUGUUCCGCUUGAUGGCAGUUGUCGUCCACCAUGGAGACAUGCACUCUGGACACUUUGUCACCUACAGACGGUCGCCACCUUCAGCCAAGAACCCUCUCUCAACCAGCAACCAGUGGCUGUGGAUUUCUGAUGACACUGUCCGCAAGGCCAGCCUGCAGGAGGUCCUGUCUUCCAGCGCCUACCUGCUGUUCUAUGAGCGAGUUCUGUCCAGGGCGCAGCAGCAGGGGCGGGAGUACAGGGCUGAGGAGUGACAGGCCAGCCCAGAGCCAGGCCCAUGGUGAGGGCCACAUCCAGGUUAAAAGAAGGCAUGCCACGUGUCUACGUGCGAGCCAGCCCCUCCAGAGCCCCUCAGCCUUCUGUGUUUUCUGAGAGCAGGCUCCACACAGGAACCAGUCUUCGCAGCGCUGCCAGGGUGUACCAGAAGGUGUCCUCGUGAGGACAGCAUCCAUUGUGUCUAGAGCAUCUUACUCAUCUGACACAGGUCAUUAAAGAAACCGACUCCAGGAGCCACCCUUGCUAUACUGUAAUAUGCUAGGUGUUCUCAGAGGGCAUUGCCUUUGUUUGAUCCCCUGACAUUUCAGCAUAGAUGUUUAUUUUUAAUAAGGAGGCCCGUAAAUAUUAUUGGCAAGACUUAGUGACAUUAUUAAAGGCAACAAUUCAGAAGAACAAGUGCCUUUCCCUUCUGGUUGUUCUGAGAACAGGCAUGACCUAAGAUUCACAGGCACAAUGUUGGGAAAGCCCUCGUCCUUCCAAGUUCCUUGGAGGUCAAAAGAACAGCAUGGUGGUUCACACCUGGAGUCCCAGCACUCAGAUGCUGGGGCAGGAGGAUCACUGCAAGUUCCUGGCCAGCCUGAGCUACAUAAUAAAACCUUGUCUCCUCCCAAAAA